Messenger RNA from Salvia splendens (bonfire salvia), 738 nucleotides. Its product is annotated as secreted RxLR effector protein 161-like. The coding region runs from base 1 to 738 and encodes 245 amino acids. The transcript has 3 exons. NCBI's taxonomy places the organism in Eukaryota, Viridiplantae, Streptophyta, Magnoliopsida, Lamiales, Lamiaceae. The record is from RefSeq and is a predicted model, not a curated record.
AUGAAAAGGAUCACGUAUGCUUCGGUUAUAGGAUCUAUUAUGUAUGCCAUGAUUUCUACUAGGCCAGAUGUGGCCUAUGCGCUUAGCAUGACAGGCAGAUUUCAGCAAAAUCCCGGUGAGGAACAUUGGAAAACUGUUAAGACUAUUCUUAAGUACCUUAGAAGGACUAAAGAAUAUUUCUUAGUCUAUGGUGGACAACCAGAGUUAUCAGUUAUUGGGUACACUGAUGCUAGUUUUCAAACAGACCAUGACGACUAUAAGUCUCAGUCUGGAUAUGUUUUUGUCCUCAAUGGUGGAGCAGUGAGUUGGAAUAGUUCCAAACAAGGUACAACUGCCGAUUCCACCACCGAAGCCGAGUAUAUUGCUUCAUCUGAAGCUGCCAAAGAAGCAACGGUUCUUGCUACUCCGAGUGAGAAAGGGAAAGCUCCAGCACGUGAUGAAAAAUCCCAAGACAAGCUUGAUGAGAUGCAGCUCACGGCCCACAGUGCAGUCAUCUUGUGUUUGGGAGACAAAGUUCUAAGGGAUGUGCAAGAAUCCAAGACUGCUAUGCAGAUUCUGGAGAAAUUGGAUGAGCAACUAGAGGAGUUCAACAAGAUUAUUGAUGAUCUUGGCUUUGUGGAUGUCAAGAUUUCUGAUGAAGAUAAGGCUAUCUUGACACUCAUUGCUCUGCCUAGUUCAUAUAAUCAAUUGAGUGAUGCCAUUAUCUAUGGCAGAGACAAGCCUAUUACUUACACAUAG